Trematosphaeria pertusa is the source of this 1098-nucleotide messenger RNA. RefSeq lists its product as uncharacterized. Gene Ontology annotation, cellular component: mitochondrion; mitochondrial inner membrane. Bases 29 to 964 code for a protein of 311 amino acids. The transcript has 4 exons. The record is from RefSeq and is a predicted model, not a curated record. Gene Ontology annotation, biological process: protein insertion into mitochondrial inner membrane from matrix. Lineage: Eukaryota; Fungi; Ascomycota; Dothideomycetes; Pleosporales; Trematosphaeriaceae.
CUUCCUACUUCCCUCCCCCACAACGGCGAUGUCGACACCUCUACCCAUCCGUAUAUAUCGGCCAUUGCAUCGGCAAUGUGCACGCCAAAGGCCGUUCAGCCGCAAAUUCUCCGCGACGAGCGUGCGGCCGGCUCGAGGCGUGACACCGAAGAGCAAGCGCGUGGAUCCGGUGCUGAGCCAAGUGGGAAUGGAGCACGUACCAGGAAAGUCCUUGCAAUCGCUGCAAGAGGAACAGCUCGGUGACGAGCACAAUCUGCCUGAUGACAUCGGCUUGCUUCCUGGAACCCUCGUCCGCGCGCCGCAUUCAAAAUUUAUCGGUUUCUUGUCCUUGAAAGACCUCUGGUACGAAUGGAAGUGGUUGUCGUCGAAGAUAGCAUCGGCCGUCGCACUGUUCCGCUUCAAGAGGUCGAUAUCGACGAAUCCGAAAAUCUUUUGGGGGUGGUGGCAGCAUAAAUAUUUGGAAAACACGGCCGAGGAAAAGUACAAGCAUCUUUAUCGGUCGUUUGCAAAGGGCGACGCCGAGGCCAUCUCCGAAAUGUGCCUCUCCGGCGUGGCCAAGCAAUUCCACGACCGCCUCGCCGCCCGUCCUCGAGACCUAAAGAUGGACUGGACUGCUGAUGAGCUCAACGCCCGCGUAGUUUCGAACCGUGCGCAACCGCUCUCUCUCUCUAGUUACGAGAACGCUGGCAUCCACCAGAUCGUUUUUCGUGUCAAGAGCAAACAGACACUCAAGAUAACCGGGAAGCUCGGGGGCAGCCGGAAUCGCAUUGCACCAUACACCCCAAGGAGCGGAGACGUAGUGGAGUAUCUUGUUUUGCAGAGGCAAUUCAUCAAUGGCCAGGCAAAACACCAGGACUGGAUGGUAUGGGGGUUUGCAAACGAGUCAACGCUGGCGCAGAUCAAGGAAGACGAAGAAUACGAAAGGAGAGUGAACGCUUUCAAUGCCGGACAUGCAGGAAACUAAAUAAAGGGCAGCAACACGAGAAAGCAGUUCUUAAGGAUGGUAUUGUACGAUUCGGUCUUAUGAUUGGCCUGUGUAAACCAGCUUGUAUGAAUUCUUAGCAGUUCGUUCUCCGGGCUAAUUGACGUCGGCGGAGG